Messenger RNA from Pelobates fuscus (common spadefoot toad), 1717 nucleotides. It is a transcript of the gene SLC24A5, whose product is annotated as solute carrier family 24 member 5. Gene Ontology annotation, molecular function: calcium, potassium:sodium antiporter activity; calcium channel activity. Gene Ontology annotation, cellular component: membrane; trans-Golgi network. Gene Ontology annotation, biological process: calcium ion transmembrane transport; intracellular calcium ion homeostasis; melanocyte differentiation. The coding region runs from base 132 to 1691 and encodes 519 amino acids. Lineage: Eukaryota; Metazoa; Chordata; Amphibia; Anura; Pelobatidae. The record is from RefSeq and is a predicted model, not a curated record. The transcript has 9 exons.
UAUAGCCCUAGGGAGGGUUAAUCUGUGCACGCAGAGAGGACACACAGUAUCACAUGAUGAAGAUUAAUCCGGCCUCCUCCCUCAGACCAGGGCACAGAGUUCUGGGAGAGGAGAUCUGUUAAGGUUUGAAUAUGGAAAAGAUUGCAGCCUCUCUAGAUGGAAGACUCCAUGGAAGAAAAAGGAGGCCCCGCACUGUUGCAUUGGGAACGUUUGGCCUUUUCUUGCUGCUGUGCACAGUGGUAUACCUUGUCCACCUGACCGCCUCCACUGGGGCGACAAGCAACCGGCGAGUCCGGAGAGAUGCUGCAGAGAAUGAUACACUUUGUAUCUUUUCACCGUCCUCGGAAUUUCCUAAAGGCGUUUUUACAGAUCAGGAGAGGAAAGAUGGAGGGAUCAUUAUUCAUUUUAUAAUCAUACUAUACAUGUUUCUUGCUGUGUCAAUUGUGUGUGAAGACUAUUUCAUCCCCUCACUGGAAGUAAUAAGUGAACGUCUUGGGCUUUCUCAGGAUGUUGCUGGAGCAACUUUCAUGGCUGUCGGAAGUUCAGCCCCAGAGUUUGUCACAGUGUUUCUAGGUGUCUUUGUUACUAAGGGAGAUAUUGGAGUGAGCACUAUUGUUGGAUCUGCCGUUUACAAUCUGCUUGGGAUAUGUGCUGCCUGCUGUCUGCUGUCUCCUGCGAUAUCCAGGCUGUCCUGCUGGCCUUUAUUUAGAGACUGUGUGGCCUAUGCAAUUAGCGUAGCAGCUGUAAUUGCAAUAACAUUUGACAACAGGAUUUACUGGUAUGAGUCCGCUUCAUUGAUUUUAGUAUACGGGUUUUAUAUUUUGAUGAUGUGUUUUGACAUUAAAAUUAAUCAGUACAUAAUGAGAAAAUUUAGCCCUUGUUGUGCAUGUUGCACUGACGCUUUGGAAGAACCCGCAGAGCAGCAGCCAUUGAUAGGGCGUAAAGAAGACAAUGUUCGAAGUGGUCGACGCCACUCAAGGUCGGAUAGUGGAAUUUUCCAGGAGGACUCAGAUUAUUCUCAACUUUCCAUAAGUUUGCAUGGAAUUGAAGUUUCUGAAGAUAUUCCAAGUGUUUUCUCAAUGCCAGACAAAGAUUUGAAAAGAAUUAUAUGGGUUUUGUCGUUGCCCAUAAUUGCCUUGCUGUUCCUGACUGUCCCUGACUGCAGACGGAAGACCUGGAGAAAGUGGUUCAUUUUGACCUUUAUAAUGUCUGCUGUUUGGAUUUCUGCAGUGACAUACAUUUUAGUUUGGAUGGUAACGAUAGUGGGUGAAACAUUAAGUAUUCCGGACACUGUAAUGGGGCUUACUUUGCUAGCAGCAGGAACCAGCAUUCCAGACACUGUUGCUAGUGUCCUUGUCGCCCGAGAUGGAAAGGGAGACAUGGCCAUGUCCAACAUUGUUGGAUCCAACGUAUUUGACAUGCUUUGUCUAGGAGUUCCGUGGUUUAUCAAGACUGUCUUCGUAGACAGAUCAUCACCAGUUGAAGUGAAUAGCAGUGGAUUGACUUACACCACCAUGUCCCUUCUGUUCUCCAUCCUCUUUAUCUUUGUAGCUAUUCAUUUAAAUGGCUGGAAGCUUGACAAGAAGCUGGGUGUAAUUUGUCUGCUUAUGUAUUUGGUGUUUGUUACGUUAUCAAUUUUGUAUGAACUUGGAAUUAUUGGAAAUAACCUGAUACGAGCUUGUGGAGACUAAUAAACAUCCUGUUUUGAACCAAGGUG